AUGGGUGCUGGAUACUCGACGUCGCAGGAUCAACCGCCUUCACAAGCCCUCCAUGUAUUAAGGGUGACGCCAGCGUCGCCAGCCUCCCAGACGAACAUCGAACCUUUCUUUGACUUCGUGGUCGGCUUUGAGGGGGACACUUUCAACUCUGGGAAGAACGUAGACGCGUCUGAGCUCGAGAGAAUAGUGGAGAGUCAUGAAGACCAAGUACUGAAUCUGGUAGUAUGGAAUAGCAAGAGUCGAGACACGAGAGUCGUUCCUAUCAUUCCCUCCAGAGCAUGGUCGGCUGCAAACUCAGCCCUCCCAAAUCUUAAGGAAUCAGAGCCGGAAAGCAAGCCAUCUCUGCUCGGUUUGAGUAUGCGAAUGUGUCAGCCGGAGUAUUCAUUGGACAAUGUCUGGCAUGUCUUAGACGUGCUAGAGGGUAGCCCAGCAGAAGAUGCAGGGUUAGUACCAUACGGGGACUGGAUCAUAGGCUGGUCCGGAGGUGUGCUCAGCGCCGAGAACGAUUUCUAUGACGUGGUGGAGGCGCAUAUUGACAAGCCACUACGGGUUUAUGUCUAUUCACACGACUUCGACACGAUACGCGAAGUGGUACUAGUUCCUAACCGCCAAUGGGGCGGAGAGGGCCUUCUAGGAUGCGUAUUCGGGUUCGGCUUAUUGCAUCGCAUCCCGCCUCAACCUUCGGACCGCGAACCGGGCUCAACGCCUCCAGAGUUGCGGGAGCCCGGCGUCGGGGAAUAUGAAGAACAGACAUUGUUUGUUCCUGCACAGGUCCCAGUACCCCACCCGGGCACUCCCGAGGAACAUCACUUCGCAUUCCCCCACGCCCAUGUACAUCCUUCCCCUCACGACGGUCACCAUCACCAUCGUGAGCAUGGGCACCAGCAUGAUCAUGACCAUGAGCACGACCAUGAGCACGAGUACGAGCAUGACCAUGAGCACGAGCACGAGCACGAUCAUGACCAUGGCGCAGAAGCCCACAACCAUGAACCUCCAGUAGUUGCAGCCAUCGCACCCACUCCGACUCGUCCGGUCCCCCUCCGUAGUACAUCCCUCAACCACCCCGGCACCCCCGAACGCAGCUCCACGCCGACCCCAAGCUCCAUCAACCAAAGCCAAGGCAGACCCCUCGGGUCCCUCGUCAACGGUUUCGGCAGCAUGAACAUCGGAAGGUAUGGUCCCGGAAUGCACUCGCCGACGCCGCAGAUGGAGCGCGCCGUAUCUUUCGGGGCGAUGAUGAGUAGCAGUACCACUUUCGGGGAGGCGUUGGGGGCGGAGGGACAAAACGAGGACGGUAGUCAGGAGUCGGGCGAGCAGGACUUGGAUUACGAUGAUGGUGCCACUAGCGUCACUGGUACAGAGACGACAGACGACGAGACAGCAUCUCAGGGAAGCCUCACUAGCGUCGACUGA
Molecule: messenger RNA, 1413 nt
Organism: Gloeophyllum trabeum ATCC 11539
Lineage: Eukaryota; Fungi; Basidiomycota; Agaricomycetes; Gloeophyllales; Gloeophyllaceae
Exons: 6
Coding region: 1-1413 (470 amino acids)
Biological process (GO): Golgi organization
Cellular component (GO): Golgi apparatus
Molecular function (GO): protein binding
Source: RefSeq, a predicted model, not a curated record